CAUUAUGCAACAUUUUUUUUUCUAGAUUGAUCAACACGCAACAAAGUUAUGACCAUUCUUAUAAUAUCAGGCAUUCUUUAAAGCUUUCGCUACUUCUUUCGAGUGUUUUAAUAUUUACGCAGAGUUUUAAGCUCACCACAAUACGAUUUUCCGAUGAAGAGUCUGGUUAGAUAUCCACAAGCGAUAUUUCUGAUUUACAUCAUCGCCUUCGGUUUGUGUACUGAUGUUGUUCACUCCUGUAGUUGUGAUAUAGCCAAGCUAAAGGAGCUGGGAAUAGAAGAUGGUCAUAUCCCGGAUCAGGCCAUGACAGCAUCGUCAACACUUGAUGCCAGUCAUGGACCAGGUCGAGGCAGACUCAAUCAGGGCCCAACUGGUUCCCAGGGCACUGCCUGGUGCGCUCAAGAAUCAAACACUGAGCAGUAUUUACAGAUAGAUCUCGCCGAAAUGUCACGAGUUACUCAUAUUGCGACUCAAGGAUUAAACGAUCCACCUGAGGUUGUAAAUGGCACCAACAUCACCAGCUGGGUUAAGGAAUACACACUGCAGUAUAGCUCUGAUGGUGAAACGUACAACGGGUAUUACUUCGAUAAAGUGUUAAAGAUAUUUGAUGGAAACAAAGACGCUGGGUCUGUAUCUUGCUGUGAGCUCCCGUACCCUUUAGUUGUUCGAUAUAUUCGGUUCAAACCUGUGUCGUGGGAGAAAAAGAUUUGCUUGAGAGUUGGAGUCUUUGGCAAAGGGAACGUCACCGCGCAGACCAUAAUUACAAAAAAUGUGAUUGCGAUUCGACAUUACUGGUGGUGGCCUUUCCUCUGGGUUUUAAUAAUUAUGUUAUUUUUUCUUAUCUUCCUGGCUUUCUUUUUCUAUCGUCGAAUCCGGAAACAACCAGCUCUUAAACCAAGGCCAACUAAAGCAGAAAAGAGUACAUCUCUCUACACAAAUCCAUUUACCCCACAGUCAAAGUCACAAAGAAACGGAACGUUGACCAUUGAAAUGGCAGAUAUCAUGGACACACAGGAAGAUGGCGCAUAUGAAGAGGCAGAGGACGAAGUACAAGAGGUUGUGGCACACUUCACAGACGAUGGGUUUGACAACAAACAUGGCGUCACUCACUUUUCGGUAGCUGACGAGGAUGAGGCUGAAUUACCGCCGAUCAUUCAAGAUCAGGCAAGAAAUGUACCAAGCCGAGGAGCCUCUAUGAGCUCUCAAAACCAGCCAAUCAGGGGGACUUCAGUAAGUUCACAGAAUCGCCGCAACACCGCACAAUCCCAACAUCUGUACGAAGCUAUUGGGUAGACAAUGGGUCACCUGAUCUCGCGAAAGUCUCUCCAGAACACCCUUAUCAUAGUUCAGAAAUCAUUUCAGUAUAAAAAGCGAUGCAAGAUGCUAAAGAAAGCCAGUGAUAAAGAAAAAAAUUCUAAAGGAUUUCUUAUUAGUUUUUUUUUUUUAUCAGCGAGUCGAGUGAAUUAUUGUUAAUAUCAAAAAAAGGACAAAGACUUCUUGAGUUGUAACUGUAGGGUUAGCUGUCAAAGUGCGACCAUACGAUACAAAAAUUGAACUAAAAAAUGUUUUAAAUUUCUAUGGAACUUCGCCGGAUACUUGAAUCAAGGGCAUAUAAAUGCCUCUCUUAAAUUCGUGGGACUCAAAGAAAGCGUAUAGCAUACUUAAAAUUUUGUUGUUUUUCUUUGAAAUUACCUCGGAAAAACCCUUCUAAAUAUCGUUAAAAUAAGCAUGUAGAAAAAAAUGAGUGAAAAAAAAAAAUUUCCAAGAGAGCGAUAACCAUGAAGCCGAGUUAAUGGCUCCACCCAAAGGCGCUCGAGCUAAGACUUGAGUAAUGUUUGAAUUUCCCGCUGUAAACGAUAAAGAGAUUACACAACUACCGGAGGGGGAGGGGUAGAGGAGUUUUGUGUGUUCUCCAGGCGACAACUGCUCCCCGUACAGUCGUUAAAUCUAAGGAAUCCUACCAAGAAAGGUUGUAAGUGAUUGGUGUUUAGGUGAAAAAAUGAGCUAAGAGCCACUGUGUGCUAGCACUUGAAGAAAAUUUGUUCGACAGGAAAUAGAAUAUUAUGAAGCCAGUCAAAAUUCUGUAUGAACUACUGAGAAGGAGAGGUGCUUUGCUCAUGGCUAGUUAGUCUUCAUGAGUCGCUCUAGGACGUGUUCUGAACGCCAUGGCAAUCAAACACCAAUAUCGGGACAUGCAGACCAACCGUGUGACGCAAAGAGCACGAGGUGGAAUCACCGAAUAUCCACGGUUUGGAGUGUACUCUGUUCGUCGCGACGAUCAAACUAUAAUGGCUAGCGCUGGCUAGUUAAAACCAUCCAUAUCGAAAACAUACUAAAAAUGAGGAUACAAAGUGUUUACGUUUAAUAGCCAAAUUUGAACGGGAAAUACAUCUCUGUAUGAUUACAACGAAGCUCAAAGCAACCUGCAAGUCUGAGACUCGCAGUGUACAAUUUGGGUUAGACUUUGUGUAAAUGACCGGUCCUCAGAGUUUGGCUAUAAAAGUUAUUAUUCUUAUUUUUGUGAUUGUAUUUCCAAGCUGGACUUGUAAACCAUCGAAAAAGAAGGGGAAAGGAGUAAGGUUAAAAUACAGUACAAAGGUUCUUAUAAAUAACACGUUAUAUCGAAAUAUCAAUAGCAAUCGAUCACUUCAUCCCAUCAGUCAAAUUCUCUCCACACACUUGUCACUUAGCACAUGGGAGAACGCAAAUACUCGUUGAAGCAAAUUGACAAAAAAGUAUUUCUAGAUUUGUCGUAAGCCCGCGUAAAUCAUAUGGAACAUCGAAGCUUAGUAAAGAAAAUUUACAAGACAUGUACAUUUGUGCUAAGCCCUCGUAAAUAACAUAAAACACUUAAGCUGGUUUAGGCUAGUGUGAUAGCAAUGCACACGUUUUGUGAGACUAAAAAUGUGUGCUCGUUUAGAAUAAAAAACUCACAUCUGAUUGGAGUAGGUAAAAAAAAUUCCUUGCAUAAGAAUUUUCCAAAAUUAUACGGUUAAUAUUGUAUGGAGUUUUACUGAGUUGGCAGAAAGGUUAUAAGUAGGUAAGUCAACUUUAUUUAAAGAGGGUGUACACAUAACAGCUUACGCUGACAAACCAGUGGCCCUCAAAACUAGGGAUUAGUAAGUAAUACAUGCAAGUGUAGAAUUAAAAUUGGAACUAGCCUAACAAAGUAACUAUUAAAACAAAUAUAAAUAGAAUAUAUGGAAUAAAACAUAUAUUACAAUAUAGCCUCAAAAGAACCAAUGUCUCUAUAAAAAGCAAUAAAAUAAUUUCUCAAAUCA
Stylophora pistillata is the source of this 3281-nucleotide messenger RNA. RefSeq lists its product as uncharacterized. The record is from RefSeq and is a predicted model, not a curated record. Lineage: Eukaryota; Metazoa; Cnidaria; Anthozoa; Scleractinia; Pocilloporidae.